GGAACUAAAGCCCAUCUGUAUUUGUUUGUGUCGGCUGAAUUAACACACGGACGUGUCACACACUCUAGCCUCCUCCGUCUGAAACAGUUGUGUUGCAGAUGUUUUUAGUUUUUCAGCUGUAAUUUUAUCCUUGUUGUAUCAUUUAUGCACAUACUUCAAUGUCCUGACCUACAAUUAUCUGGAUAUGAUGUUUUGACCAAAUAAGCUGCAUUUAUUAUGACUAAUCGUUAGCUACAGUGCUAGUAGCUAGCAUAAGAAGUAUACAAAAUGCCUAAUGCCAAUACAAGACAGAAGCGGGGGAGACGGCACCGUCGGGCGCCAAGAGAAGACCCAGCCAGGAAUGAGCUGGUGUCCAGGUCAUUAGAGAGUGCACAGCAAUGUCUGUUCAACCAGGACUACGGAACUGCCUUUGUACACUAUCUACUGGUCCUCAAUCUUGCUCCGGUGCUGAAGGACUUUGCUAGAGAAUCCUUCCGGUUCACCCUCUUCAAAUGGGCUGAUGAAUUGGAUUCUUUGGGCCGUAUACAGGACCUCUUUGACUGCUAUGAGCAAGCCCUGGAGCUCUUUCCUGUCGAUGAGGUCAUCAUCAACAGUAUGGGGGAGCACUUGUUCAGAAUGGGAUUCAGGGACGAAGCAGCCAGUCAUUUUCAUAAAGCCUUGAAGCUCAAACCAGACUUCCCAGAGGCCAGGGAGAACUUCUAUCGCGUGGCUAACUGGCUGGUGGAGCGUUGGCACUUCCUGAUGCUGAAUGACCGUAGGAGGAAUCAGAAGUACCAGCAGGCCAUCCAGAAGGCGGUGGAGGGAGGCUGCAACACGAUUCUGGACAUAGGCACUGGCACCGGAAUACUAGGUAUGUGUGCUAAGAAGGCGGGGGCUUCUGAAGUGUAUGCUUGUGAGCUGUCUAAGACCAUGUACGAUCUGGCCUGUGAGGUGGUCGCUGCUAAUGGCAUGAACGGACACAUCAAGAUACUCCACAUGAAGUCGCUAGAGAUGGAGGUGCCCAAGGACAUCCCUAGGCGGGUGUCGUUGGUGGUGACCGAGACGGUUGAUGCGGGGCUGUUUGGAGAAGGGAUCAUCGAAAGCCUUAUCCAUGCCUGGAACCACCUGCUUCUGCCUCCACAGAGUUCUGAGGAACAAUCCAGUGGCCCCUCUCUGACAGGCCGGGUAAUCCCUGCUGGGGCUACAGUGUUCGGCAUGGCUAUCCAGUCUCAGGAGAUCCGCCGGCACCAUCGGCUGUGUGUGUCGGAGGUGGGGGGCUUGUCCAUAGCGGCUGCAGGGGAGCUCCACAGCCCAGUUAGCUGUGGAGCUGCCGAUUUGGAUGACUCCACGGAGCCCUACACGACAGAGAGGCUGAGCAGGCUGCCUGGCGGGUACACCCCCCUCACCAAACCUUUCACUGCUCUGGACAUAGACUUCAACAAUGUGCAGGAGCUGGAGGGUCUGAGCUCCAGAGAGGUGCGGAGGGUUCGUCUUCCUGUGACCCAGGGGGGUCUGCUGGACGCGCUGGCUGUGUGGUUCCAGCUCCAUCUGGACCAGGAGAGCAGCUUGUCCACAGGGCCUCAGGAAGACACCUGUUGGGAGCAAGCCAUCUACCCAGUGCAGACCCCACACAAUGUCACACUAGAGCCUGGAGAUGAGCUGAUCGUGGACGUCUCCUGCAGCGAUGCUUACCUGAGGCUCUGCAGUGUCGCCGUACUGAGAGACGGAAUUGAGCUUAGCCUGGAAGAGCGUCUGAACUCGCCUCACUCUGGUCCUAAUCCCGAUCAGGGCUUGAGCCCAACCUUCAACCCUGAGGCGGAACUCUGCAGUGCCCUAGCCAGCCUCCAGACAGACCACUGCCAGCCCGCAGAGUCCUGUAUGCUUGAGAGCUCAGAGAUGGCUCUCCUCAACAACAAGCCCUACCACGACAGUUUCCGCCAAGCGCUAGCCAAACUCGUAUCCAGCCUGAAGGCUGCCCAGAACCAGGGCGCAGAGGUCAAACCCAACGACCCCUCUGACCCCUUCUACGUCCUCGAUGUGUCCGAAGGCUUCUCCCUGCUCUCACUGAUGGCGGCCAGCCAGGGCCAGGUGAAGGCCUUCAGCUCAGUGGAGAAGAGCCAGCACCAGAAGGUUCUGGGGAGGCUUGCACAGGCCAACGGCGUCCCUGAAAAGGCCCUCGAGUUCUGGCUCAACCAUGUGGAGGAAGACCAGCCCAUGCUCCAGAGACCCUCCAGGGAGAAGCUGUGGAGUGCCAUCAUAUUAGACUGUGUGGAGACCUGUGGACUCAUCAGGCAGAAGCUGAUGGAAAAAGCUUCCCUGGCCAGGUGCCUAUUGGAGGAUGGGGGCCAGAUCUUCCCAGAGCGGAUCUUGGUGUACGGCAUGUUGGUGGAGUCUGACACUCUGCUGCUGGAGAGUGCUGUACAAGGCAAGGAGCCCACACUAGGCUUCAACAUUGCUCCCUUCAUCAAUCAGUUCACUGUCCCUGUUCAUGUGUUUCUGGACUUUUCUACUCUGGAGUGCCGGCAUCUAAGCGAGUCUGUGGAGCUCUUUGUACUGGAUCUCAUGAACACAACCGCCAACUACACAAACCGAGAUGUCAAGGUCCAGGCUACCUCGUCAGGAAGGGUGACGGCCGUCCCCUUCUGGUACCAGAUUCAUCUGGACCGGGACAUCUGCAUCAGCACCUUCAGCCGGGACUCCCACUGGAAACAAGCCGCCGUGGUGCUCCACCAGCCCCUGGAGGUGAGGGCUGGGGACUGGAUACGCCUGGCCGUGCAGCUCCACAAGAGCAGCAUCUCUAUAUCUGCCCAGAUAGAGGAGCGAGAGGGCAGAUCUGUGGCUAUGGACUCUACCAGGGAGUCGACUCCAUAAGGAGAAAGAUGGCAGAGUCAAACAUUGAGGACCGUGCAUCAGUAUGUCAACUCCUGUCAAGUGUUCUCAGGAGAAAUGUCAGUAUUUAGUCGAGUGUCCAACCUGUAUUGAUGAUGUAUGAUAUGUUAAGACAGGGUUUGGGCUAUGGGUUCUACAUAUGUCAAGUCUUAAAGGCCCCAUAGCUAUUUCUAGAGCACUUCCAGAAUCAUGUUCAGGUAUUGCAGUUUGUGUUUUUGUGGUGUGAUUGUUUUUUUGGUCAAAAAUUUCUAUAUGAUGAUUUUGUCAUAGAAUCCUUUGGUUAUGGCUGCAGUAUUUAACAUUUGUUAAAACAUGAUAAUUGAUGUCAAAGAUGGUAAACAAAUACUGAAUAAGGA
Osmerus eperlanus (European smelt) is the source of this 3224-nucleotide messenger RNA. RefSeq names its product protein arginine methyltransferase 9 (gene prmt9). Gene Ontology annotation, molecular function: protein-arginine omega-N monomethyltransferase activity; protein binding. The record is from RefSeq and is a predicted model, not a curated record. The coding region runs from base 268 to 2850 and encodes 860 amino acids. The transcript is spliced from 13 exons. NCBI's taxonomy places the organism in Eukaryota, Metazoa, Chordata, Actinopteri, Osmeriformes, Osmeridae. Gene Ontology annotation, biological process: peptidyl-arginine methylation.